GACAGUUCAGGACACGGGUGGUCAGUGCACACAGCAGGAACAGUUCAGGACACGGGUGGUCAGUGCACGCAACAGGAACAGUUCAGGACACAGGUGGUCAGUGCACACAGCGGGGACAGUUCAGGACACGGGUGGUCAGUGCGCACAACAGGAACAGUUCAGGACACGGGUGGUCAGUGCGCACAACAGGAACAGUUCAGGGCACUCACGGUAAGCAGCUUGCAGACCCUCAGCGGCAGGCGGCUCCAGACAGGGAUGACCAGCAGUCAGCGUUCCAGGGACAACCAGCGAUCAGCAGACAGUAGCAGCUCCCAGGGCACUCAGCAGAAGACAGCCUCCAGGGACACGCAGCCACGGAUAGUAUGCAGGCCCCCUCAGCAACAACUCCCAGGGCACUCAGCAGCAGACAGGGUGCAAGGGUGCUCAGUAGACAGGCUUACAGACUGGCAGGGUCUCAGUUGUGGGGUCUGACCUUUGAGGAGAAGGCUCAUGCAGAGCUGUGGAGACUGCCAACCCCGAGGUAUUGCAGAGGGCUACAGUCCUGACCUUUUGGGGGUCUGCAGAGCGCGCGCAGGGGGGAUGGCUGGGGAGACUCGGUCCCCCUCACCCGAGCCUCCCAGCAUUUUUCUGGGAGCAGGAUGAUUCUA
Staurois parvus is the source of this 647-nucleotide messenger RNA. NCBI's taxonomy places the organism in Eukaryota, Metazoa, Chordata, Amphibia, Anura, Ranidae. The record is from the annotation of a GenBank genome assembly.